AUUCGCGAUUUGUUUUUUUUUUUCAAUCUCGAUCACUGAAAUCCCAACAAUGGCGGCCACUCCCAAUCCGAUCCUCCUCCUCGCCGCCGUCACCGCCAUCGCCGCCGUCUCCUCCGCCCGCCAUCGCCGCCGUCUCCUCCGCCGCCUCCUCGGCUCACCCUGCCUAUGACUCCCCGGCGACCUCUUGCUCCACCUUCGCCGACGCCGAUCUCGUGCCGAUUCGCAGGGAGGAGUACGAUGGUGGGAGGAUUCUAGAUAUCAGCCAUGCUUACCGCGAGGAUAUGCCUGCCUUUGCUUCGGAUGAUGGCGUUGGCCAGUUCCUCUGGCUCCCCAAGUCAAUGAAGAAUGGAUCCAUCGCUAAUAACUCCGAGAUGAAGUUCGGUACCCAUACUGGCACCCAUGUCGAUGCUCCUGGCCAUGUUUUUCAGCAUUAUUUUGAGGCUGGAUUCGAUGUUGAUACUCUUGAUCUUGCCAUCCUUAAUGGUCCAGCAUUGCUAGUGGAUGUUCCAAGGGACAAAAACAUAACUGCUGAGGUGAUGGAAUCUCUUCAUAUCCCAAGAGGUGUACGUCGUGUGCUUUUCAGAACAUUAAACACUGACAGGAAACUCAUGUGGAAAAAGGAGUUUGAUUAUACCUAUGUGGGCUUCAUGAAGGAUGGUGCACAAUGGCUGGUAGAUAACACUGAUAUUAAACUUGUUGGGAUCGACUACUUAUCUGUUGCAGCAUACGAUGAUUUGAUCCCCUCUCAUCUAGUUCUUCUCAAAAACAGGGACAUAAUCCUUGUGGAAGGCUUAAAACUAGAAAAUGUCGAAGCAGGGAUCUACACUUUACACUGCUUACCUCUACGAUUGAUUGGAGCCGAGGGCUCGCCAAUCAGAUGCAUUCUCAUAAAAUAAAACCCUAGCUCAGUGUCGAGAAUUCGUCUCUCAGACGCAUUUUUAGUAAAUAAUAGUUUUAAUUCGUAGUUUCAAAGAACUCGUUCAGCAAAACUAUUUUAUGAUCUUUAUUGUAAUUUAAGUUUCUCAGUA
Molecule: messenger RNA, 1028 nt
Organism: Dioscorea cayenensis subsp. rotundata (Guinea yam)
Lineage: Eukaryota; Viridiplantae; Streptophyta; Magnoliopsida; Dioscoreales; Dioscoreaceae
Product: cyclase-like protein 3
Exons: 6
Coding region: 282-896 (204 amino acids)
Molecular function (GO): arylformamidase activity
Source: RefSeq, a predicted model, not a curated record